Mesorhabditis spiculigera is the source of this 3087-nucleotide messenger RNA. Lineage: Eukaryota; Metazoa; Nematoda; Chromadorea; Rhabditida; Rhabditidae. The record is from the annotation of a GenBank genome assembly.
AUGCAGGACGUCGUGCUCCCUGAUUCUGGACCGAAGGAUUUUUGGGACCAGACGAUUCCGGCCGGGCAGGGCGCUGAAAACGGCUCAAAAGAGCAGGAUGGCUUCGUGGUUUUCGCCGCGCCUAACGAUUCUCAAGGGCCACCUGGUGCUCAAAAUAGCCCGGAAGGACAGGAUACUUCGGGGAACUUUUCGUGUCGCGCCGAGCAAGACGACGUCGAAUACGGGUCUGAAGCGUCAGGCGAUAGUUCGACUUUUGAUCGUGAUGGACAUGUGGCGGUUGCGGGACCGAAUGAGGAACCGAUGGUAAUGCUGGAUCAACACCAGCAAAGGGGCGGUUAUGGAGAACGUGAAUAUGCACAUCAGGAAACGAGAAACGCGCCGCCCGUACCUGCCCAUGGAGCUUCGAGUAGCGGCCAACAUUUGGCAUCGUCAACGGCCAACAACAUUGCUGCACCGCUGGUCCUUGUCAGCUUCCCAGACGGAAAAAUCAAGUUUCAUGAGGACGUCGCGAUGCGCACUUUUGCCAGUCCGGCGUAUAGAGGCAAAAAGCAUCUUAUCUUCUACAUCGACACCCAAGGAACUUUCGAUCUCGAGACCGAGCGCAGCACCUCGCUUUGGAUAGCUGGGUUCAGCUUUUUGCUCGCCGAUAUUCAGAUCGUCAACCUACGCUCAAACAUUGGUGGUGAUAACCUGCACGAUAUCCAUACCUUUACGGAGGUUGCAGCGGCCUGUUCGACCAAAAGGAGUGUGGAAAUUAGUCAAGGCGAUAUGACCCUGAUCAGCCAACUCAACAAAGUCAUCGAAGCUGUGAAAGCUGAAUGCAAAAAGAGCUAUCACGAAAAUGGGGAAAUGCUAGUGGAUACCUGCAAUAAAAUUGUAAGCUUCCUGGAAAAAGAUGCGCCGACACUAACAACAUCAGUGGAGGUGAUCAAAGAAGCAAACAUUACGGUGACGGUGAAUCGAGCUUUUGAAAUGUUCCAGGCGUCGUUGAAGGGCGUAACGCUCGAUCAUUUUGACGAUGCCGUAUUUACCGGAAAGAAAAACGCCGAUCGGAAAUUGAAAGAAUCGCUCCCGACAAAGCUUUUGGAAGAAGCUAAGAAGGGGCUGGCUGAGAAGGUUGAGCCUGCCAUAAAGGCCAAGCGAGAAGAACUUCUGAAGAUUGAGUCCGAGAAGCAGGCGCUCGGGAAACUAGACGACAUCGUGCUGGAGUGGAGGAAGAAGAUACAAAUGAUCAAUAAAUACGAAGAGGCCGUUGAGCUUCAGGAAUCCACGGAAAUUUCUGAGAGUUUCGCGAGGAAUUUUCCUAAUGUGGGCUGCAAGGAUCAGGUUUCGCUGCUAAAGAACACCCUGGAAACGAGGAUUGCCAAUUUACGAGGCCAAUACCUUCGUCAAAAAUUGGAUGAGACCGAGCGACAGUUCCGGGACUUCAUGAUGAACCAAGAAGCGAUUAGGGCCCUGCAAAAAAUGCACGCGAACCUGCUCGAGUCGGCAAAAGAUGAUGGCAAGAAAUAUUGUGAAGAACGCGGUGUUUCUGCGCUAAAUGAAAUCGCCACAGAAUGCCUAGAGCGGCUCCAAAAAAAUAGAGCAGCCGAGGAAGCGCUAAAGCGAGCAGAGGAAAAACUGAAUGAAGCGGUGAAAUUUGAGCGCUAUGAUACAGGGAAUUCCGUCUUCGAAUCGUCGCAGGUUCGAGCAGCAAGCUUGACAAAGUGGCAAGAAAACACGACGCAGUUGCUCAGAGACGCAGCGAACACUUCAAGCGCAACAGAAAGGAACAAAGUUGACCAAGCGCAGGGGUGCUUUCCGGUAGUAGCGCCGUCAGCGCCAAUUCGCGCAGCUGCACCGUUGCGGGCUAAUGAUUUCCAAGGAACGACAGCAUUUGGAAGAAUAUCCACAGAUUCGGUUGAUCUCGAUCCAACCGCCCUGUAUAUGCAGCCAUCAUCCGCCUUAGAGGCUACAAAAGCCAAAUUGGAAGCUGUGAGGUCCCGAGAAGUGGCUGGGAGGAAAACGCCCGAACAGCUGGCCGAGGAGAAAAGCCAGCUGAAGGAGCAACAGACGCAUGAUGAAGUGACGCGAAAAAAUGAAAGGGUUCACUUUUUUCGUCGAGGAGCUGAAGUCGCGAGCCCCAGUCAAAGUCGCUCCAGCCGGGCGGAUGAACAAAGGCUGAGCGAAGAGCUGGAAAUAAUUUUGCAAAAGCGACUUGUCCCUCGUGAAGACGUCGAUGAAUACCUAAACACAUUCGAGCAUUACAGCAGCAAUAUUUUGCGCGGAUGGCUGGAACGUGGUAUCGAUGAGCCCAAAAACGAUCAUGCCGGCAGCACGUCGACGUUACGCAAGGAAUUUGUCAUGAAGGGAUUCGAUGCUUGGUCACGUCAGAAGAAGACGCUGAACUACAAAAAGCUGAAGGCCCAUUAUCGACAUUAUCUAAGGAAGAAACUUGAGGAGCAAGUAAGGGUUGAUGCUGGAUAUGAUGUGAAUCCGGGAAUCAAAGCAACAAGAGAGAUACGGAGCCACUUCUUAAAGUCAUUGGAAAAGUACGACAUAAGCGACUGCCUUGAGCAGAACCUUAUGGAUGUCACGGUCCAAUGCUGGAUGGAACUAUUCACCAAAACAUUUGCGAACAUCGGCACUCCGGAGAGUAAGAGACAAUGUCUGCUCCACGUCCUACAAGCGCUAACUCUUCGAAUCCGAGACGCUGAUUUCGUGGAAUUCGAGCGGCAGGUGCGGGAAGAAUUCCAGCAACGCAGCACGAAAUCUGCACUGUCCUACGGAUAUUAUUUUCGCUGCGGUCCUGAUGGUGGAACCGUCGAGCCGGCAUAUGAUGCGCUUCAUUAUCAAUAUAAUCAGAAUAUCCAAAUGAGCGGUGGUCACCAGCCUCAAAUGUCCUCACAGCCCAGAGUCAGCCCUAACCCUCUCCCAGCGCAAUAUCCUCUUCCAGGAUCCUCUUCGGGAAUCGCGCAGGCGGCAAAUCACGUGGCUGAUCAUGGCAUGCCUGGCGUCCGCACGAAUGGCAUGAGCGCUGAAAGUGUACAUCAUAGCGAAGUGACGGAUCAUGUCAGAGAUCCGUCCAACCUAUUUUAUCACCCGUUC